Molecule: messenger RNA, 1346 nt
Organism: Ectocarpus sp. CCAP 1310/34
Lineage: Eukaryota; Phaeophyceae; Ectocarpales; Ectocarpaceae
Source: the annotation of a GenBank genome assembly
UAACCUUCUCCAUCAGCUAUUUCGCAGCCAUGCUUGCCGUCUUGAAGUUGGGAGCAAACCUCCAUGCGAAAUGCCCGCACAACGGGAUGACCGCCUUGCACACCGCGUGCCACGUGGUAAACCCUGACGCCGCGGACCUACUGUUGACAUGGGGCGCUGACGAGACUGCCGCCGACUGGAACGAUGCGGCUGUUUCCGCGGUAAUUCCUAGAAUCGACGAACCUCCCGAAGAAAACCGUCCGGCAAUCCUACGUCUGGCCAAGUUGCUGGAGUUCGCCGACAAGGACAGAACCUGGCGUCGCAGGGGCCUCCUGGUCAUGUGCCGCGCUCACCCAGACAGACUGCUCCUGGCAGCGGACGUCUCCAACAAUACCGCUGAGUCUGUCGGCGAGCUCAGGGAAGGCCGGAACUGCCGCACUAAGCGGGAGGAAGAGAGGGUCGAGACCGCGACGGGCGGCGGAGGCGUUGGCUCCGGGAGCGGCGCAAAGGCCUGGAGCAGCACCGCCCGUCUCACGGGCUCUGUCGGUAAGGCUGCUGUGUUUGAAGCAGGGUCCGACGGUAUGGUAGCCUGGCUCACGACACAGACGAACGAAGGCGUCUUCCGCAACAUCGUGCGGUUCCUGUAGCCUGAGACCAGGCAGGGUUCUCCUAAGCGCCGUCAGCUCUCCGUACAGCAAGAAUGGGGAGGGUAUGGACGCGCGUUUUUGCUACAAGUUCCCUUCAGCUGGAGACGCCCGCAGCGAUGCCUGGCGUGGCCCCGUUUUUUUCGGAUUUUGAUGUGGCAUCAACGCGCAACAAUGGCAGUCGGACACGAACGUUGAUCUUACGAAAAUCGAAAUAAAAAUGCAUAAAAUGUGGAUUGGUACCUCGCCUGUUGAUCUUGUUUGUACGUGUAUCAUUUGUUUCGGGAGAAGCGAAAUGAGGUAUUGUAUCGCCUGAUUCUUGUACGUUGGAACUAUAAGAAUAGGAACCGAUUGUUGUUUUGUUGUAGGGAAGGGUUGCGUUGGUUGUGAGUCGUAUGACUUAAGUCUAUACGAUAUAUUUCUGUCUCUGGUUCGCUUUGCUUGGUGGAAUUCCGCUCAAAGCACUGAUGAAAAGGGGCGGCUGCAGGUUGCACCAUCCUCCUCAAGGAGCAACCAGCAAGAGAGGUGUGACAAUUUUGUGUACAGUAGGAGGGCUUCGUCGGUACUGAUGGUUCAGCCUAGCUGAAAACAAAGUUUCUCUGCCUAUUUACGAGAAAACAGAGAAGGUUGCGUGGAGCCGCGACUAGCUGCGUUCCUUUCCACAGCCACGUUUUCAGUAUUUGCCUUGCCUUGACACGGUGGAAAGCGCUUGUUUGUGAGGUC